This is a messenger RNA of Miscanthus lutarioriparius, 1671 nucleotides long. NCBI's taxonomy places the organism in Eukaryota, Viridiplantae, Streptophyta, Magnoliopsida, Poales, Poaceae. The record is from the annotation of a GenBank genome assembly.
AUGGAGACGAGUAGGGGGUGGCAGGAGCUCGGCGUCGUCGACACCAUCUACGAGGACGACCACGAGGAGGAGGACGACGACGAACACGACGAGGAACAAGAGGAGGAGCGCUUCGACUCGCCCACCUUGUCGUCCUCGGCGGCCACCUCGCGCUCCUUUUCCCCGGAGGUGGAGGACGCCGCCGCCUCCGCCGCGGCGCACCCGUCCCUUCCGCCGGCGCUCAGGCGCGCCGUGCAGGCCUGGUGCCGGGAGAACGGAUCGCGCAAGCCCGACGUGAUCGUCCGCGUCCAGGAGCAUCGGCUCCCUCUGCACAGGGACGUGAUCACGUCGCGAAGCAGCUACCUGAGGCGAUUGCUGUCGGAGUCCAGCGACAUCGCGAUCGGGCUGCCGGCGGGCCUCACGUUCGACGCGUGCGCGCAGGCCAUCGCGACCUGCUACGGCUCCAACGACGAUGCAGCGGCGGCGCUGUCCCCAGCGAGCCUCGCGGCGGCGUGGGCGGCGGCGGGCUGGCUGGAGCUGAGCGCGGGCCCAGGGAGGGACCCCUACGGGCUGGCCCACGCCGCGGAGGACUACUUCUUCCAAGAGGUGGCCACCGACCACGGCAGCGCCGCGGGCGUGCUGCGGUGCUGUGCGGCGUUCCUGGGCGGCGAGGCCGCCGGGCCCGCCGCGGACCUGCUCGUCCGGUGCCUCGAGGUGCUCGCGGCGUCCGACAGCGGGAACGGGAGGUGGCUCGACGACGUGGCCGCGCUCCCCGUGGAGGAGUUCCUGGUGGCCGUGGAGGCCAUGCGCGCGCGGUUCGCGCACGACCACGACCUCAUGUACACCGUCGUUGACCACUACCUGGAGAACCACAAGGGGAAGCUUACGGAGGAGGACAAAUCCCGGUUGUGCUACAACGUCAACUGCACCAAGCUGUCGCAGCACCUCUUCAUGCACCUGGUCCAAAACCCACGCCUCCCGCUCCGCUUCGUCGUGCAGGCCAUGCUCGUGGAGCAGCUCCACUCCCACCACACCAUGCUCCUCAGCCAUCACCACCAGGCCGCUGCACCGGCGCCGACGCGAUCGGCAGCGCCGCUCCUCAAGCCGUCGCUCUCGGACGUCCUCAGGGGCGGCGUCGCGGUCGCGGGGGAGGACGCCAGCAUGUCGCUCGGCGACAUCCUCCAGCGCGACGCCGCGCUGCGCACAUCCGCGCACAUCCGCGCGUCCAUGCAGGCCACCAGCCUCCGCAUCGAGACCCUCGAACGCGAGCUGGCGGGCCUCCGCACCCGCUUGCGCCGCUCCGAGCAGCAGCAGGCCGAGGCCGAGGCCGCGGCCGCGAUUGGCGCCUCCUCGAUCGACCGCGCGCCCGGCAAGUCCGCCAGCUUCCGGAUCCCGCGAAGCCGGCUCUGGGACGGCGAGGAGCUCGCGCCCGUUGGCCCCAGUCGCCCUGCCGCCAGGGACAGCAAUGCGAGGGGCUUCAGGUCACGGUUGGUGCACGGGUUCAAGAACCUGUUCGGCAGGAGGCAAGGGGCCGCCGGCGCGCCGUCCGCGUGCGGCGAGGACGCCAGUACCCGCUGCUUCGGUGACAAAGGCCCCGCCGCUGGUGCGCCGGAGCUGGAGAGCGACGACGACGAGGUGGUGUGCAUGGAGGAGAGGUGGCGGCCUCACCGGAGAAACCACUCUCUUGUGUGA